Molecule: messenger RNA, 333 nt
Organism: Penicillium samsonianum
Lineage: Eukaryota; Fungi; Ascomycota; Eurotiomycetes; Eurotiales; Aspergillaceae
Exons: 3
Coding region: 1-333 (110 amino acids)
Source: RefSeq, a predicted model, not a curated record
AUGUCAAGUCAGAUUGGGCUUAUGGUCCUCUUAAAGUAUAGUCGUUCUUUCCUCGGCGGAUGGUACAUUAAGGGCGAACUUGAUCCUACGUCUGCUGAAAUCUCAGCUGAAUAUUCUAUCGUGGAGAAUUCCCAUAGAGACAAGAUUAUUGGAGAGAAGUCUACCUCCCUCCUUAGCGGUGAGCCAUUCGUUUACUCCGGGGAGGCAGGUACAUUCACAUCCACCUUAUCUAUACAGGGAACAGCAAUUAUGGCCCAUGUUGAAGGAGAUGUCUAUAACACAUCCCUAGCUAUUAUUGAGAAAAUUGGCGAUGUUGAACUCGAACCAUCUUGA